This is a messenger RNA of Myotis brandtii (Brandt's bat), 2708 nucleotides long. RefSeq names its product eukaryotic translation initiation factor 1A, X-linked (gene EIF1AX). Gene Ontology annotation, cellular component: cytoplasm. NCBI's taxonomy places the organism in Eukaryota, Metazoa, Chordata, Mammalia, Chiroptera, Vespertilionidae. Gene Ontology annotation, molecular function: translation initiation factor activity; RNA binding. The transcript is spliced from 7 exons. The record is from RefSeq and is a predicted model, not a curated record. Gene Ontology annotation, biological process: translational initiation. The coding region runs from base 97 to 531 and encodes 144 amino acids.
GGCCGUGCGUGUGGCCCCCCUUGGAGGAAUCGCCGCCGCCGCCACCGCCGCCGCCCGAGUAAGAGUCGGAGUUGCCGCGAGGCCUCUGCUCCCGCCAUGCCCAAGAAUAAAGGUAAAGGAGGUAAAAAUAGACGUAGGGGUAAGAACGAAAAUGAAUCCGAAAAAAGAGAAUUGGUGUUCAAAGAAGAUGGGCAAGAAUAUGCUCAGGUAAUCAAAAUGUUGGGAAACGGGCGCUUAGAAGCAAUGUGUUUUGAUGGUGUAAAGAGAUUGUGUCACAUCAGGGGGAAAUUGAGGAAAAAGGUUUGGAUAAAUACCUCAGACAUAAUAUUAGUUGGUCUACGAGAUUACCAGGAUAAUAAAGCUGAUGUAAUUUUAAAAUACAAUGCUGAUGAAGCGAGAAGUCUGAAGGCAUAUGGCGAGCUUCCGGAGCAUGCUAAAAUCAAUGAAACUGAUACAUUUGGUCCUGGAGAUGACGAUGAAAUCCAGUUUGAUGACAUUGGUGACGAUGACGAAGACAUUGAUGAUAUCUAACUUAACCUCAACAUUCUGCAUUCCAACUUCUCUGAGGAUUGUUCAACAAUUUGGAUUUCGGCUGAGGCCUAUAAAAGAAGAUUAAAAUCCCUUUAAUUUGAAUGCAGUUGGGUUAAAGCAUACUGAUUUGUUUCUAAGGUGUUUCUUUAAAAACCGGUAGUGUUGAAUUAAGUGAAAUAUUAAGCUCACUUUGUUCUUCGGGUGUAAUGGAGUUUAUGGGUAAAAGAGAGAGCACAUCUAUUUUUGAAAAGAGGAAAAAAACCUUUCCUAUUUUGACCACUUCCAGUAAAUAAAUGGAUGCUUUAAAUAAACCAUUUGCCCUGUACUUAUCACUUAUAAGUAAGCCCUAGUUUUUACUAGCCUGUUGACUGUACAGUGUAUUUCUAUAUAUUCCAGUUACCUACAUGUAUCCUUGAGGUUUUGAACAAAAUUAAGGGAUGCAGAAAUCUGCAUUUGAAAUCAGAAAUAAUAGAACCUGGGUUUUAAUAGCAAUUUUGAAUUUGUAAGGUUAGUAGUUGCAGAAAUUGAACACUAGGUGGCACCCAGUUAUCUUAACAUUGGAAAUACUGAUUUGGUUGUAAAUUUUUUUUUUAAACUCACUGUACAUACAAAAUACCCCAACCAAGAUUUUUUUGAUCAUAUGCAUGUAUGUUGAAUGUUUUUACAGAACUAAAAGAUUAUUGUUUUAUUUCAGAAGUUAUAUGUGUAAGCUACAAUUUUAAAUGACUUAUACACAUUACUUAUGUAUAAAUGAAAAUUUCAUAACAACUUGUACAAAUUAAGCCCUUUUCAAAUGAUCCCUAAGCUGGGAAAAGAGGCAGGAAUAACAGCUUAAUGAAAAGAUAGUCUCCCAUUUCUGAAUGGAAGAGCUACCAUGGAGAAUAUAAUAAAGACAAUGUCAUGCUGCACAGUGUAUUAUAUAUAUACUUUGUGUUUAGGGUAUAUUUUAUUAUGUGUCCUUUAUUUUUUUUUUUUUUUUUUUUUUUGGUAUGUUACUAGGAAUUUAGAUUCAUCCUUUCUCAUUCAUUUUUUCAUGGCAACUCUAGUAAAAUGAAAUUAAAGGCUGGACUAGUUAGACCUCACUAGCCACACUGAAUUUAUGUGCAACUUUAAAAGAAGAGAUCCACCAUGUAGCAUGUGAUGCUUUUAUUCUGCUGGUCUCCAGAGAACUUUGCUGUGAUGAAAAGUAAUGUAAAGGGGAAUAAACCUUCACAUGCCCUGCAAAAAAAACAAACAAAUCUCUCAUAAGUGUGCAAACUCUGGAAUCAAAAUCUGUGGAUCUAUAAAACAUUGUUAAAGAAUAGAAAUUUUGAAUGGACAUUUGUAGUUCGUGUUUCUUAUUUGGCGUUCUUGAACACUUACCUAGUUAGACGGCAUCUGAGCUCAUGGGCAAGUUUUUAAUAUUUAAAAGAAACCAGCCUCUAAGAAUUAUCAAUAGUGAUUGUCUUUCUCAGUAAUCUAAACCUCCUAAGAUAUUUAGGCUUUUAUACAUAAAGGUGUUUUGCUAAAUUUGUGGUAUAUGGGAGGUGGGCAAAAGUAGGUUUACAGUUCUUCAUAGGGGAAAUAAUACAAUAAAUAAAUAAUACAAGAACACACUUUCAUGUACCUGCAACUGUAAAGUACUUUGCCCACCCCUGUAUAAAUCCUUCCACGUUAUUUUACCAAGAAUGUUUUAACUCUGUGUCUGUGAUACAGUUCAUCGUAGGGAUGGUGUAUCUCAAACAUCUUAAGUUUUUCUACUUACCUCCUCAAAUAAAUAUGGUUUAUUUAAAGAUUCUUUAAAAAUUACAACGAUGGCCCAAAUGCAUUUGCUAGUGAUUUUUUCUUUCUUGCCUUGGAAGUAACAACUCAGUGUAGUGUUGCAUCCUUGAAAAUCUGAAAUCAUAAUACCCAUAAUUGAAAUAGUUGGGCUGAAAUUGUAGCUUAUAUCAACACUACUCGGAAUUAUUUUAGUAACUUUUCAUGUGGAAAUGAAUCGUUUCAUCGAUAUAUUUCAAAUGAGCAAUGGAAGUGGUCCUUAAGAAAAGGUUUUUUGUUGUUGUUUGGUUAUACUCUGAUUUGUAAAAUACAAUGCUAUAAAUUGUGCUCUGAAAGAAAAUAAAAUGUUUGAAAUCCAGAUAAUAGUCUUACUGUUAAGAGGUGUAAUAGUUAUUACUAACAAACUUGAUAGGUUUGCA